CAAAAAUAAAUAUCUCGGAAAAUAAAUUUUCAAAAAUUUUAUUUUUCUCAUAAAAAAAUUAUUUCGGCUUUAUAAUUGUGCUAAACCAAAAUUAAAGAAAAAAGUAUUUUGAAAGCGCGUUGAACCGCAAAGGUUUGCAGGCAAAUGAUGAGCAAAAGUUGUUGAGGGGCUUGCAGUAGGACUUAGUAGCUUGAGCUAGAGCAGCAACAUGGGUAAGAAGGGUGGCAAGAAGGGCAAGGGAAAGAAGAAGAAGAAGACAACCAUAUUGGCACCACUGGCGGCAGCGCCCGUAGAAUGCCCGCCAUGCCCGGAGCCGCCGAAGAUGAUCCAGCCGCUGGAUCCGUGCCCCGAAUCCACCGGACCACACGACGUGCUGCGCGCCCAGCCCAAUCAUUACCCCGCCCUCCUGCGCAUACCCGAGACGAUGGCUGUGGUUGGGUCCGAGAACGGCUGCUAUGAUAGCAUCUGCAAGCUGCUGCGCGCCGGAUUUCGCUGUGCGGAGCGCGUCUUUGUGAUGGCGCCAUGGGGCAACUAUGUGGUGUUCCGAUUCCAUAACAACAACGACUUUAUCUACUUCCUCUAUGACGGCUGCACAUGCGAUGUGAAUCGCUUUCGUUAUCUGGAUCUCAGCUGCGGCACUGCUGGCUUCCUGUUCUUCACCAACAUGCAUGACGUCAUCAGCUACAUCAUACAAUCGCGCAAGACCCGCCUCUAUCUCGAGAAUCUCAACAAGAUUGCCAUCGAUCAAAUAGUCGAGGAAUACGGCGCUGUCACCUACACCCAAAAGGCCAAGUGCAUGCGCUUCUCAUAGACAGCAGCAGCAGCCACAGUCAGUGGCUAACUUGGCCAACAACAAGCAGGUGAAGACGCGCCCUUGGACCUGCAGUUCAAACUAACCUGUUAGCGCUAUGGCUUAGAAACCGUUUAAGGCAAAUAAAAAUUACUCUAAAGUAGGCUCAAAUCAAA
Messenger RNA from Drosophila busckii, 966 nucleotides. RefSeq lists its product as uncharacterized. Bases 209 to 811 code for a protein of 200 amino acids. The record is from RefSeq and is a predicted model, not a curated record. The transcript is spliced from 2 exons. NCBI's taxonomy places the organism in Eukaryota, Metazoa, Arthropoda, Insecta, Diptera, Drosophilidae.